UAAUCUCGGGAAAGAAAGCUUUAAAGCUUUUUCAGCGGCCGCCGGUCUGGUUCUCAAAUAUCUUUAACGACGCGUCUGUGUGCCACGCUAUCUGUGGCUAUAAACGUAUACGCGCGGAGAGCUUGCUCACACUUCUGGCUCCAGUUCGGUUCAGUAAGCUUCCAGAAGCCGCACGAACACAUUCACCAUGGCUGAUCUCUCAUCUAAGGACGUUGAAAAGGCAGAGUUCGCUUUCUCCAUCUACGACGCCGAUGGCAGCAACAACAUCGACGCCGCUGAUCUCGGAAACCUCCUCCGAGCUCUUGGCACGAAUCCAACAAACGCAACCAUUGAGAAACUUGGUGGCACAAAAAAACGCGGCGAGAAGACUUUGAGCCUAGCCGAAUUCCUGCCCAUUUACAGCCAGGUCAAAAAGGACAAGGAGCAGGGCUGCUAUGAGGACUUCGUCGAGUGCUUGAAACUGUACGACAAGCAGGAAAAUGGCAAGAUGCUCGGCGCUGAAUUGUCGCACGUUCUCCUUUCCCUUGGUGAGCGUCUUGACGACAAGGAAUGCGAAGCCGUCAUCAGGGACUGCAUGGACAAGGAAGACGAAGAUGGAUUCAUCCCAUACACCCCAUUCGUCAAGAAAUUGAUGAGUUAAGGAGCCAGCCAGAACUAGGCUUGACUUUAACUGGAAGUGUUACUGAUGUUCAAAUAAUUUGGCCAAACAUCUUGAACAUAUAAGCCAACAAGAGAUCAACAAAAGCACCACGUGAACAUUAUAAGAAGAUUCUAUGAAGCAAAGGUCAUCAAGAACAAUUUGUUUUAACGCUUAAGAAAACUGAAAUAGGUACCUGCGAGAAAAAAAAUUUAGCGUACAUAUAAACAAUACAUCAUGUUUCGCAAACUACUUAAUAUUUUACAUAAUACGCUAGAUAAAAUUUUUUGUCCGAUUUUAGCAAAAUUAUUGUAAAUAAAUUAUACCUAUUAUUCAAAUUAUAUUAUACUACACAAUAAAAGAACAAUAUUUUGUAUUUAUUAUAAGCAUCUUUCUUAAGUUUGUAAUAGUAGACGAAAUUGUAGAGGAACCAUAUGCAUCUGUCGCAAAGUUUUCUUAAAUUAUUUUUAACAACCAUCCAAACAAAAAUCCAAAAUUGUGAUCCCAUGUCAAAGUUUGAUAACAUAAAUUGUAAAAUUUUGACACACGAUAACACUGCAUUCUUAAAAAUUGUUUCACAAUCCUUCCCAGAGUUUAGCAACACUGCAGUCGGUGAACUACCUCCUUGAUUUAAUUUCAAAAACUUGGAUCAGUAUCAAAUUUUUGAAAAACAAAAACAGCUCACACUGUAA
Messenger RNA from Nasonia vitripennis (jewel wasp), 1329 nucleotides. RefSeq names its product myosin light chain alkali. NCBI's taxonomy places the organism in Eukaryota, Metazoa, Arthropoda, Insecta, Hymenoptera, Pteromalidae. The coding region runs from base 188 to 640 and encodes 150 amino acids. Gene Ontology annotation, molecular function: calcium ion binding. The transcript has 6 exons. The record is from RefSeq and is a predicted model, not a curated record. Gene Ontology annotation, cellular component: muscle myosin complex.